Messenger RNA from Cydia pomonella (codling moth), 4642 nucleotides. RefSeq lists its product as uncharacterized. The transcript is spliced from 8 exons. Bases 1186 to 2064 code for a protein of 292 amino acids. NCBI's taxonomy places the organism in Eukaryota, Metazoa, Arthropoda, Insecta, Lepidoptera, Tortricidae. The record is from RefSeq and is a predicted model, not a curated record.
CUUUUAUGAUGUCUUAUAUGAUUAAAAUAUAUAUUAUUAACGAUGUUAUUUAUUUAUUUAUUUAAUCUUUAUUGCACAAUACAUGAAGGUACAAAUGGCGGACUUAAUGCCUUAAGGCAUUCUCUACCAGUCAACCAAUGGGUCAAACCAGAAAGAUUAAGUAGGUGCAGUGUAGUUUAGUGAUGUUAAUCUUUAUUUACAUAAAUAACAUACAUACAAAAAAAAUCUUUUUUGGCUGUCCGGAUUAGCGAAGUUCUACAGUAUUAUGUACUAUGUAUCUGUGAGCGUAAUUCAAAGACAGAUAUGUAAACAUCCUAAUAUCUGAGCAUACUAACAUUUAAAUAUAUUUUAAUUUAAUUUCUUUGAAUGAAACUUAGAUAAUCAAGCCAAUUUUGUAUGUAAAUCAACAAAAUGUAGAUAUUUUUAUUCAUACGGUAUCCCCUAUCUUUCCAUGAUUACGAUCAGGGGCGUUGGCGUAACCACACGCCAUAUGUCAACAUUCAAUUAGCAUGUGUCACCUUGCGGGCGACAUCGCUGUAUCAGAAGCCAUGUCACUAUCUGUCAAUAAAACAAGUCGAAUUUUUCCUUCUGGCUUACUGUCAAAUUCAUUUGACAGUUCUUCAUUGUGGCAGAUCCAGGAUUUUGUUUUGGGUUGUUUACACAUUCAAAAAUUUUGCCAUUCUAAUUAAGAACUCCCUAAAUAUAAAAGCUAUAAUAUUGAUGUGUCUUACUCUUAAAUAAGCUUUAAUAUAGGCACACUACGAGUAUGACAGUUUUGAAGUUAAAGUUUCCCAAGCAACAGCCCGCACGAUAGUUGGGAAGGGGCGCUCGGCUCGGCGCCACGCGUUCCACGUUUGAAUUUAAACUCGCGAGUCGCGUUCCAAACCCGGGGUCCGUUCCGAAACUUAUUUUUCGUAAUGUCUUGGGGGUUCUGAAACGGCUGCUAUUCGUGAGUGCGCUUUAAAUAGUGAAGUGCGAUUUGAUUUUCGAAUCGGUUUUUGCUUUUCGAUUCUGAGUUGCGUGUUUAGGUGUUUAUUAGAAAGAUUAAGUAGCAAGAUUUAGUAUCUAGUGAAAAUUUAUGAAAUAUAAGCUCAGUUGGAUGCUGAAAAUAAACUUAAUUUAUAGGCACAUAGGCGCUAUGUGAACGCUACUGCCCCACAAUGGACGGAGUCUUGUGAAUGAAACAUGGCGACGCGUUCCUGCCUCUUCGUCGCGCUCGCCUUCACAGUCGAAUGCGCAUGCUCGCUGCAGCUGUUAGAGCUGCGCGUGCCCGCGCACGUGGCGCGCGGCGCGCGCGCAGCGCUCGCGUGCCACUGGCAGCUCGGGCCGCACGACGUGCUCUACUCCGUCAAGUGGUACAAGGAUGGCAAGGAGUUCUUCCGCCACGUGCCACGAGACCCGGAACCGAGGAGGCGGUUCGCGCUACCCGGGGUGCAUGUUGAGAAAUCUGACUCGUCGGGCUCAAACGUGACGCUAGGCCCGGCCGAGCUGGAGACAGAAGGCCGCUACCGCUGCGAGGUGUCCGGCGAGAGACCCCUCUUCCCCACUGUGUCUGACCACGCCGACAUGACCGUCGUCGUGCUACCGGAGAGCGGUCCUACGCUAACCGGGUUCCGGUCGCGAUACCGCGCCGGCGAGCGCGUUCAAGCGUCGUGCACGGCGGGGGCGGCGCGCCCGGCACCGACGCUGGCUUGGUACGUGAACGGCGAGCCGGCGCCACCCGCCGCGCUCGGGACUUUGGUGCGUCGCACGCACAAGGGCCUCGAUACGGUAACGCUGCCGCUGGACUUCAGAGUCACUGAGGACCACUUCAGGAAUAACGGCCUUAAAGUCAAGUGCCUAGCAACCAUAGACUCCCUGUACUGGCGCAGCAACGAGGAGAGCGCAGUACGCGCGCGUGACAAAUCAUACGACACCAUGGAGCUGCGCCCGCGCACCGCCGACGCCGACAUUGUCGAAAAUAUCGGCGGCGCCGACACCGGCGAAAGUGCGCUUGGCAGCGCGCAGGGUCUACAUGUGUUCAGUGUGGUGAUCUGUAUUUGCUGUGUAAUAAAUAUUUUGUAAGAAAAGUUUGGAUUUUUUUGCUCAUCUGCCUGAAAAGUAACUGACUCGUAUUCUAUGAAAGAAUAAGUAUAUAAAUAUAUUGAUUGCCAACAAAAUAGUCUGUUCGGAAAGAAAAGAGUUGUCGAAUGUAUGUGGCCCCAUACAUACCACGACUCCUCCUCCUCUUUCCGCACAGACUCUAACAUACUUAAAAACUUAGUAUUGUCUUGGGUGAAGUAGAAAUUCUAGCAACGCAACGUAGCAACGUAGUCGGUGCAGCCCGCAACCACCGGCCGCGCACUGAGACCGGCGAUUUUUUUUUUAAUAAGUUUUUUGUAUUUUUAAAAGAAUAAGAUACUACUACUAUUAAAAGGCUUAAGAGGCUACUGAAAUAUUACACACAUUUUGGGCGGGAAAUUUAAAAAAUUUUGGGCUGGUCACACUUUGUGUAGUAGGAAUUAUAGUUUUGAUACUAGAAUAGUACAUUACGAUACAAGUGCGAAAAAUAGGAAAUUCGAAACGAGUGGCGAUAAAUUAAAACACGACCGAAGGGAGUGUUUUAAAUCGACACGAGUUGCGAAUUACCUACUCGCACAUGUAUCGUACAACGUUUUACAGUACAUAUGGCCCUUUAAAUGUUCGACACAGUAACGUAAUAUGCUACUUCUCGCACUAGUGCUAUAAAGUAGCCCCAUAUGUACUGUAAAAUAUUUUUUAUUUUCUGUGCGCACGUGAGGUACCUAAGGAAAUGAGUUAAAUAUACGUUGACGUGUACUAUGUAAAGUACAAAGACAUAUAUGUAUAGACAUGCUUCGCACAGAUAUUUUUAUAUAUUUUAUAUUUUUAUAUCAAAUUACUACUGACUGUAGAAGAAAUCUGUGGAGUGACUGUCCACAGAUUUCUUCUACAUAUUGGUUUUCAGUAACUCGUUACGUUCCAAUGUUUUGAUUUUAUUGAUAUUUUCCAGAACUUCUAGUUUAUCCGUUUCUUUACACACUUGUCCUGUUCAUGAGAUUCAGAUAUUAAGAAAUUCACGUACUCAAUCAAAGUUAGGCAAAUGUUAGAACUAGUACUAAAUGUAUCAAAAUAUUAAUAGAGCACCAACCUACUAAAUUGUUUACGACUUGUAAACAUUGCAGUCUUUCGUUAUACAACGCUUCACGUCGACUUCGCACAUUGUCGUAAUUAUUUACGAGGUUAAAUAUUAGUUUGCGGACCUCACUCGGUACAGUCAGUAUUAAUAUUAUUUAAAAUAAACUGAAAUAAACCCCUUAUAAACCGCGAACAAUUUAAAUGAAUGACAUAAAUUGACAACAGACUUUUAGCUUUUUUUUAAAUCAUAGACAAUUGGUGAUACAACAAGGAAAUAUCUGUCAACAACAUUUGGUUAGCCAGUCUCUAAUUUUGAUCACCGCGCCCGCUAAACUACUUUUUGUUACGCUCGAACGCGCUCAACCUAACCUACCUCCUUUAGAUUCCUUAUGUCAAACUUUUGAUAAAAAGGACAAAUUAUGCCUAUGUCACAUAAAAAUGUCACCCUAUCUUUCAAAUUCUAAUUACGCGCAAAAUACUAAAAGUUCAAACGGCUUAUUCCACUGAAGACGCGAUGAAAUGGAUACAAUUUCAUUAGGUAAGAAUGUAUUCAAGAUAGUACUACUCCUAAACUAUUGUAGAGGUAGAAAUACAUAGGUACAUAUACUUUGGCUGCAGGGUAGAUAAGAGAUAACAAGUCUAUGUACUCCAGCUCAGAAAGGUUUUUUUAGAAAUCAGUGUACAAAUGCUGCAACUGAUCCGGAAAAGAGACAAAGUAACUUAAAGCAGGUAGAAUGGAGUUUGAAGCGAUCGAAACUCUAUACUCUCGUGGCUGAAUUUUAGAGUCUUUCGCUACAAGUCAAAAUGUGCAAUUCGUUUUUUACCUACCUACCUACUUGUAUUGUACGCGCACGAAGUCUGAGGAAUUUCGAGCUUAGGGAGCAUCAGGCGUGAGGGUGAACGGGGCUUCUCUGCGAUCUCGGACUUCGUGCGCGAACUGCAUUGCAUAUACUUAAUCGGGUAGGUAAUAAAUAUGCUUAGUAUAAUAAAGAGUCGUUACUUUUGUAGGAAAAAUUGCAACAUCUAGUUAAGCUGAUGGAAGUACCUGAACGAUGUUAAAUUGUAACAUGAUGCAUGUUCACAACGAAUUAAAUUCACCUAAACCAUUUCACAAUGAAUUCGGAGGUGAGUCAUGACUAAUAGUAUCUAAGUCUCUUUUUAUUCCGUUAGGGAAUUUAAAUGGCGCCGUAGGUAUAGGAUAUACCUAAUAAGUACCUACAAUUAACUUUUACUGAGGGUACAUGUAAAUCAGUGUUAGAAGACUGGUAAAAGUUAAUAAAAGUGUAGAUGGCGCUCUCGGGAAUUUCGGAUAACAAGGGAUCAUCGCUUUCGUGGAAUUAGACAACAUAUAGGUACACCGUUUACAAUUUGCCGCUAUGAGAAGGUGGGCUGGCAGCAGCGGCAUAGUUAUAUGAGCAUAGAGUCCGACAUCAUUCCGGCAGCGGCAGAAUCGGGUUAUUCCCACUAGUUACCACGAAGUUGUUACCAGUGAUACUACUGGGAAAAA